Molecule: messenger RNA, 794 nt
Organism: Folsomia candida
Lineage: Eukaryota; Metazoa; Arthropoda; Collembola; Entomobryomorpha; Isotomidae
Exons: 3
Coding region: 85-387 (100 amino acids)
Source: RefSeq, a predicted model, not a curated record
GGAUGAAAUAUGAGCCUAUUAUAAUCUUUCCUAAUAAAUGUUUUUAGACUGGAUCACACUGUAAUUGUAAAGUAGAAAGGAACAAUGGAGAGUAAGACAUCGCCACCAGAACAACCGAAACCUUCGUCUGCAGAGAGAGAGGACGACAAUGUCCAGAGAGUGGCGACCCCACCAUCCGCAAAUGCAGGUGGACUCAGCUGCACUCGGUGCUUCAAAUCCGUCACCCCCAUGACUGACACCUACCCCACGACCAAAACUCACGUUCUUGCUGUUAUAUUAUUCUUCCUUGGACUGCCCUUCUUGGUCUGCUUGCCAUACAUGUUCGACCUGUUUGGAACAAAAAUCAGACGGUGUCCCAACUGCGGAUGUAUCAUUCCUAAUCCUUAAUUCUUGAAUGUGCUCAAAGUAGAGUUAGAAAAAGCCAUACAGUCAUCGAUCGAUAUUAUCCACAAAUCCACAUGAAUAAAUUAUAGCCUUCUUUUUUGGUUUUAUCUACAUUACUUAAAUACAUACAUAUGUAUGUAUGUACAUGCCAAACCCAUUUUGUGAUGAUAAUGCGGUGUGUUUACGAUAUAUCUGAUAUGGUUUGAAAACAAAGCUAUUAAAAUAUUUGCGUAUUUUUUUUAGGAAAAAAGCCAUACUACUUGCAUGCGUGGGUUUCUAAUUGUAUGCAAUUUACCAAUUUCACGUAGUAGUACAGAAAUAAUCAAAACAAAGAAUUGGAAGUGAGACACUUCAACGGCAAACCGCAGGCACACACGCCCGUUUGUUUGGCAUAUCGGUUGCCGGGAGAA